UUCUUGCUUAGUUUUUUUCUCUCAUUAAAAUUCGAUUCCAUGAAUUGCUGCUCGGCACCACGCUCGGAUCCGGACCGAGAGCAGGAGCCGCAGCUGACGUGCGAUGGUCAGUGUGUCGGAGACGAAAGCUUCGCGGAACUCAACGAACUGCUGGACGAGGAAUUCGCUUGCAUGCGACGCGUGGCGCAGGGCAUUUGCCAGUCGCUGGCACGACCCAAGGACAGGGAAUGCUGCCGCACCAUGCUGCAGGAUUUGUCCAAGUUAAAUCAAUCCCAAUCGCCAGAGGUCAAGGGGAAUGUGCACAAGUUUCUGAUAUUCUACCUGAAAGCGUUGCGCUGGACGCAGAAGAAUCAGCCGCUGGAAUGGUACGAGAAGUGGUACGGCAACAGCUCCCAGGACAUGGGCGAGGAGCAGCGUGUCUGGAUGGAGGAGGGGCGCUCCUAUGCGGCCAUGAAGGAGUUUGAGGAUGGCUCCACGAUUGUGUACGUGGCCACAGGCAAAUAUCCCUGCGCCAACUGGACGGAGUCCGGUCUCAAGUCAUUGGCACAGCAAGAUGAUCGUUUAUAGAUUUGAUAUAUUUCGAUUUUAGGCACGAAAUUCGCGGUGUAAAACAUUCGAGCUUAGGGCUAAGGAUAUGGACAGAAUGUGGACGGAAUUUUGAUAGUUAUUCGUGGCUUAACAACUAAUAUAAAAGAGCAGUGAUAAAGGCACUAAA
Messenger RNA from Drosophila subobscura, 715 nucleotides. RefSeq lists its product as uncharacterized. Bases 40 to 567 code for a protein of 175 amino acids. The transcript has 2 exons. Lineage: Eukaryota; Metazoa; Arthropoda; Insecta; Diptera; Drosophilidae. The record is from RefSeq and is a predicted model, not a curated record.